Messenger RNA from Odocoileus virginianus texanus, 1192 nucleotides. The record is from RefSeq and is a predicted model, not a curated record. Lineage: Eukaryota; Metazoa; Chordata; Mammalia; Artiodactyla; Cervidae.
CCAUCCUGCCUUCUCUUUCUAGGGCCCCGAUCGCUGUGGGCAGGCUUUGCUGCGGAUUGGCGUCAACAUGAUGGCACUGCCUGGAGGCCGCCACCUGGACUCCAUCCCUCUGCCGGGUCAGCGGCAGCACCUUAUGCAAGUGGACUCGGUCCAGCGCUGGAUGGAGGACCUGAAGCUCAUGACGGAGUGUGAGUGCAUGUGUGUCCUGCAGGCGAAGCCCAUCAGCCUGGAGGAGGAUGCACAGGGUGACCUCAUCCUGGCAGGUGGCCCUGGCCCUGGAGACCCUCUGCAGCUGCUGCUCAAGCGGGGCUGGGUCAUCAGCACUGAGUUGCGCAGGAUCGGGCAGAAGCUGGCCCAGGACCGCUGGGCGCGGGUCCACAGCAUGAGCGUGCGUCUGACCUGCCACGCCCGCUCCAUGGUCAGCGAGUACAGCGCUGUCAGCAGGAACUCCUCGCAGGAGAUGGGCCAGAUUGAGAAGCUGCUAAUGGAGAAGUGUUCAGAGCUGUCAGCGGUCACAGAGAGGUGCCUCCAGGUGGAGAAUGAGCACAUCCUGAAGUCGAUGAAGGCCUGUGUGAGCGAGACCCUGAGCACUCUGGGCGAGCACUUUGGCCAGCUGCUGGAGCUGGCCCUGACCCGGGAGGUGCAGGCGCUGGUGAGAAAAAUCGAUGCCUCGGACAAUAUCUACACCACAGAGUCCACCACGGGGAACCUGUUCAGCCUCACCCAGGAGGGGGCUCCCUUGUGCCGCAUCAUAGCUAAGGAGGGUGGGGUCGUCGCACUGUUCAAGAUCUGCCGGCAGGACACUUUCCGAUGCCUCUACCCCCAGGCGCUCCGCACGCUGGCCUCCAUCUGCUGCGUGGAGGAGGGGGUCCACCAGCUGGAGAAGAUACUUGUGAAACAAUGCUGUGCCAGGCAGUGGGCAGGACGGAGGCGUGUCAGAAAGGAGCCCCCUUGUGGUCAGAACCUGCAAUUACAGCUCUGCAGUCCCAGCUUGCCAAGUGUCUCCAUGGACAGCUUAACUUCAUUUGAUGCUUACCUUGAACGUGCAAGCAUACCUAUUACACAGAUAAAGAAACCAAGGCCCGGCGUUAUGAAGUGCACAGAAUCACACAGCUCAUCAUUCAUUCAUUCAGCAAACUUUUAUCAACUGUCUGCUGUUUGCCAGGCACUGUUUUAUGUGUUGGGAGCAUAG